GGACGCGUCAUACCGCCUGGCCGCGACGUCAUUUUCGCUGAACUGUUGAAAGUGGCUUUGGAGAAGUAAUACAAUGAAGAACCAAGAUGGGGAAAGCAAAGCUGUGCUGCUACCUGCCAGUCCUUCUAAAAUAAACUGUAGUCUGGGGCCAGAUGACGGUGACUUAGCCGAGUCUCCCGUAAUGUCUUCAGGAAGCAGUGAAUGUACACACCCUCCUGAGCCAUGCAGCUCAAAGCCUUUGAUUGAUGGAAGUGGUGAAGCUCCAGCGAGUGAAGAACAAAGCAAGAAAGAGGCAUCUCUGACAGAGGAGACAGCAUCCCAGCCCCACCAGUCUGCCACCUGCGAUGUCUCUGAAGAACUGAGCAGACAGCUGGAGGAUAUCCUGAACACGUACUGUAUGGAUACCAACCAAGAAGGUCCAGGAGAUGACAAUGGGCAGAAUGAGCAUGUAGAGCUGGAUGAGGCUGAAAAGGGCCGGAGCGAGUCCCCACGGAAUGGCGAGCAGGAACAGAGUUGUCCUGAGAUAAACGGGGAGAAAGAGAGCCCCAGGGGAACCAAUGAUGAGGGUGCAGAGCGUGAUCAGAAGCGAGCCCAGGAAAAAAAGAAGGGCAAGGGGCUUGGAAAGGAGAUCACAUUGCUGAUGCAGACCCUCAACACUCUCAGCACCUCAGAGGAGAGGCUGGCAGCCCUCUGCAAGAAGUAUGCAGAACUGCUGGAAGAGCACCGAAACUCUCAGAAGCAGAUGAAAAUCUUGCAGAAGAAGCAGACUCAGCUGGUGCAGGAGAAGGACCAUCUACGGAGUGAGCACAGUAAGGCGAUCUUGGCCCGCAGCAAGUUGGAGAGUCUGUGCCGGGAGCUACAGAGGCACAACCGCACCCUCAAGGAGGAGGGUGUCCAGCGUGCCCGUGAAGAAGAGGAGAAGCGGAAGGAGGUGACCUCCCAUUUUCAGGUGACACUCAACGACAUCCAGUUGCAGAUGGAGCAGCACAACGAGCGCAAUUCCAAGCUGCGGCAGGAGAACAUGGAGCUGGCCGAGCGGCUGAAGAAGCUCAUCGAACAGUACGAGCUGCGGGAAGAGCACAUCGAUAAAGUCUUCAAACACAAGGACUUGCAGCAGCAGUUGGUGGAUGCCAAACUCCAGCAGGCCCAGGAGAUGCUGAAGGAGGCUGAGGAGAGACACCAGCGAGAGAAGGACUUUCUGUUGAAAGAGGCUGUGGAGUCCCAGAGAAUGUGUGAGUUGAUGAAGCAACAGGAGACCCAUCUUAAGCAGCAGCUGGCCCUCUAUACAGAGAAGUUUGAAGAGUUUCAGAACACCCUUUCCAAAAGCAGCGAGGUGUUUACCACAUUCAAACAAGAAAUGGAGAAGAUGACAAAGAAGAUCAAGAAGCUGGAGAAAGAGACCACGAUGUACAGGUCUCGCUGGGAGAGUAGCAACAAGGCCCUUCUGGAAAUGGCAGAAGAGAAAACACUCAGGGACAAAGAGCUGGAAGGGCUCCAGGUGAAAAUCCAGCGCCUCGAGAAGCUGUGCCGGGCCCUGCAGACGGAGCGCAAUGACCUGAACAAGAAGGUGCAGGACCUGUGUGCCCUCGCCUCUCCGGCCACUGGCACGGGCACCCUGGAACCGCCAAAGGACCAGUUGCCAGGCAGCUCGGACGAGCUGGCACCCCAGGGCACCGUGGUGGGAGAAUGCCUUCCUCCGGCGCAGGCGGGGCGCUGCACAGGACCACCCACUGAGACCCUUGGUGAACUGAGCCUAGGAGCACGAGCCCUGGAAGAGACUGAGGCAGCUGCAAAUUCUGUGGAGUGAAGGUGGAAGAAGGGAGGCUGACUGGCAAACUUCAAAAGACUCAUCUAGUCACCUUCCCCGAAGCCAGGGCUGGGGGUGAGAGCUCAGCCCUCCUGGGCCUUUGAGAUUCUCCAGUUAUAUAUAU
Euleptes europaea (tarantolino) is the source of this 1931-nucleotide messenger RNA. It is a transcript of the gene TXLNA, whose product is annotated as taxilin alpha. Lineage: Eukaryota; Metazoa; Chordata; Lepidosauria; Squamata; Sphaerodactylidae. Gene Ontology annotation, molecular function: syntaxin binding. The transcript is spliced from 11 exons. The record is from RefSeq and is a predicted model, not a curated record. Bases 74 to 1807 code for a protein of 577 amino acids.